AUGAAUCCGGCGGACGUCGCCCGGCGGCGGCUCGAUAUGGCCGGCGUGAAGUUCUCCGAGCACGUGGUGGCCAGGAGGAAGACGGUCCAGGCGGCGAAGGCCGACGGGAAGUCAAGAAAGCGGAGGGUCGUGAGGGUUUGCUUCACUGAUGCGGAUGCGACCGACUCGUCGUCGAGCGAUGAAGAGAUCGGCGGCCGGACCGCGCGGAGGAGAGUGAAGAGGCACGUCCUCGAGCUUCGGAUGGAGGCCGCCGCGUCGGAGGCCGGCGCCGCCUCGGCGGGCGCGGCGCACCGACGGAGAGCGGCGGCGGUGGCGCCGAAGCCGGCGGAGAAGGCGCCGGAGCGAGCGGGGGAGCAGAAGAGGUUCCGCGGCGUGCGGCGGCGGCCGUGGGGCCGCUGGGCGGCGGAGAUCCGAGACCCGACGCAGAGGAAGCGGGUGUGGCUCGGGACCUUCGACACGGCGGAGGAGGCCGCCACCGUGUACGACAACGCCGCCGUCCGGCUGAAAGGGGCCAAGGCUGUGACCAACUUCCCCGCCAAGAAGGCCUCGCUGGCCCCCGCGACCGAAGAUUUGGCGGUGGCCGUGGAGGAGGCUCCGAGCAAGAGCGGCGGCAGCGGCGGCUCCUCCGACGACUCCCACCCGUCGCCGACGUCUGUGCUCCGGUACGGCGGCGAAGAAACGCCGUUCGACUGCCUCGGCGACGGCGGCGUAGAUGCGUUCGGGUUCAGUUUCGAGCCGCCGUUAUGUCUAACGGAGUUCUACUGGCCGCGACCGCGUUUCUUGGAAGUGGACUUCGGCGAGUUGGACGCCGACGAUUUCUCCUAG
Molecule: messenger RNA, 825 nt
Organism: Phoenix dactylifera (date palm)
Lineage: Eukaryota; Viridiplantae; Streptophyta; Magnoliopsida; Arecales; Arecaceae
Product: pathogenesis-related genes transcriptional activator PTI6-like
Biological process (GO): regulation of DNA-templated transcription
Molecular function (GO): DNA-binding transcription factor activity; DNA binding
Source: RefSeq, a predicted model, not a curated record